AUGGGAAGAGUAGAAGAUAUUUUACAAGUUAUUAAAGAUGAUGAAAAAAUUGAUGGGAAAACAUUAAAAGUAGUAAUAAUGACUUUAUACAAAGUCUUUUUAUUAGAAAAUUCAAAUAUACAAGAAGAAAUAAAAACUAUAAAAGAGAUAUUAAAAAGACAUAAUGAAGAAAUUAUUUCGCUUAAAAACACAUCUAAAAACAACCAAGAAGAAUUUGCUAAAAUUAAUGAUAAUAUUAAAAAACUAAUAAAUUAUAUUAAAAAUAUAUCAAGUUCAAAACAAGAUUAUAUCUCUCCUGAAAAAGAAAAUAAAAAUCAACCAAUAAAAGAAAUAACUAAUACAUCUUCUUUUCCUAUUACUCCUCGUUCACCAAAUAAAAAAUCAGAAUUUAAACCUCUUCAAACAACUAAAAUUGAUGAACAAAAAAAAGAAAAUAUUUCACAAAUUCUUAAAGAAAAACAAUUAAAAGAAGAUAAUAAUAUUGAACCAUUUAUUGGAACUAAAGAACAAUAUAAUGUUAUUGGUAAAUUUACUCAAACUAUUACUGAAUGGGUUGGAUUAUCAAAAUGCAAAGUUAUUUAUGAUUCUCUUUCUGAAAGAAGUAUUAACAAAGAAGAAACAGGUAAAUCAUUUGGUGAACAUGUUAUGAAUAAACCAAAUAUUUGUUUUUUUAAUUUUGAUGAAAAUGAAAAUGUAUUUGGUGUUUUUACUUCAAAAGAAAUUACUGAAUUUGAUUCAGAAGAACAUGACGAUUCUAUGUUUUGUUUUCUACUUAAAACUAAACGAAUUAUUAGUGUUCCAAAAAAAUGGAAUAUUAAAAAGUCAAUUAAUUGUGCUAUUUCUAUAAAACGAGAUAGUUCUGUUUUAUAUUCAUUUGGUCAAACUACUGGAAAUGGUUUUGUUGAAAUUGCUAAAACAUGGUUAAAACAAAGUUGGUCACAUAAUAUUUCUUCUUCUUUUCUUGCAAUGAAUGAAAAUGCUUUAGUAGGCUCUAAUGAUUCAACAUUUACAGUACAAAGAAUUAUUGUUUUAGAAUUUUAUUAA
This is a messenger RNA of Entamoeba nuttalli P19, 1044 nucleotides long. RefSeq lists its product as hypothetical. NCBI's taxonomy places the organism in Eukaryota, Evosea, Mastigamoebida, Endamoebidae. The transcript has a single exon. The record is from RefSeq and is a predicted model, not a curated record. The coding region runs from base 1 to 1044 and encodes 347 amino acids.